This is a messenger RNA of Juglans microcarpa x Juglans regia, 1552 nucleotides long. Its product is annotated as equilibrative nucleotide transporter 3-like. NCBI's taxonomy places the organism in Eukaryota, Viridiplantae, Streptophyta, Magnoliopsida, Fagales, Juglandaceae. Gene Ontology annotation, biological process: nucleoside transmembrane transport. The transcript has 9 exons. Gene Ontology annotation, cellular component: plasma membrane. The coding region runs from base 253 to 1530 and encodes 425 amino acids. The record is from RefSeq and is a predicted model, not a curated record. Gene Ontology annotation, molecular function: nucleoside transmembrane transporter activity.
ACACGUUAAAGUAUUCUGUUUUCAUCAAUUGAAGAGGGAGAAUUUGGAUAAUUUAUUCCUCCCUCCUGCGCUCUUAAAACAAUUCGUAUAUCUGUUCGAAUGUUCUUUGAAGUUCUUAUUCUUGAAAUUGCAGCUAUUUGUUGCUACUCAAAAGACCCACAACCAUGAAAGCAAAUAAAGCAUAGUCAAGCACUUCCAUUGGACCAUUUUUAGUACGAGUACUAUUUGCAGUCUUGAAGAGGGAGAAUAGCCAUGACUAUUGCUAAUGAAAUCGAGGCUCCAAUGAAGCUUGAGGGAAAGUAUAAAGCAAUGUUGGUUUGUUUUGUUCUUGGGCUGGGGUCCCUUGUUGCAUGGAACAGUAUGCUGACAAUUGGAGACUACUACUAUCGAUUAUUCCCGAAAUACCAUCCUUCACGAGUCCUUACACUCGUUUAUCAACCAUUCGCGCUUGGAACAAUGGCAAUACUGGCAUACAACGAGUCAAAGAUUAACACUAGGUGGCGCAAUUUAUUUGGAUACACUCUUUUCUUCGCAAGUACUUUGUUGGUCUUAGUUUUGGAUUUAGCCACAUCGGGGAAAGGUGGAAUUGGACCUUUUGUUGGUAUAUGUUUGCUUUCUGCUUGUUUUGGAGUUGCAGAUGCCCAUGUUCAAGGCGGAAUGGUUGGAGACCUAUCUUUCAUGAGUCCUGAAUUCAUUCAGUCCUUCCUUGCUGGUCUCGCCGCGUCCGGGGCUCUGUCCUCUGCUUUGAGGCUAAUCACAAAAGCAGCCUUCGAGAAAUCUCAGAACGGGCUUCGCAAGGGAGCUAUGUUAUUCCUGGCGAUGUCCACGUUCUUUGAGUUUCUGUGUAUUCUUCUUUAUGCAAUGGUCUUCCCUAAGUUGCCGAUAGUGAAGUACUAUCGCUCAAAGGCAGCCUCAGAAGGAUCGAAAACUGUAUCAGCUGACCUUGCUGCUGCUGGAAUCCAGCAAAACACAAACCAAGGAGGAAAAUUUUCACAGGAUGAAGAUGACACGAAACACCAGCAGCGCUUGAGCAAUAAACUACUGUUCUUCCAGAAUAUAGAUUAUGCAAUUGACUUGUUUCUGAUAUACGUGUUGACAUUGUCAAUCUUCCCCGGGUUCUUGUAUGAAAAUACAGGAUUUCACGGAAUGGGCUUGUGGUACGCGCCUGUUCUGAUUGCGAUGUACAAUGUGUGGGAUCUGAUAUCAAGAUACAUUCCACUGGUAGACAGCUUGAAGUUGGAGUCCAGGAAGGGACUUAUGAUUGCAAUUCUUUCUCGUUUCCUACUCAUCCCAGCAUUCUACUUCACGGCUAAAUACGGUGACAAGGGGUGGAUGAUCCUGCUCACAUCUUUGUUGGGUGUCUCCAAUGGCUACCUCACUGUCUGUGUCCUUACGGUGGCACCUAAAGGUUACAAGGGACCUGAGCAAAACGCUUUGGGCAAUUUGCUUGUGCUGUGUCUUUUAGGCGGUAUAUUUGCAGGGGUUGCUCUUGACUGGUUGUGGCUUAUAGGUAAAAAAGAUGCGUUUUAAAUGUCAAGUCUCUAAAUAGGUA